AUGAAGUUCACUACCGUUGUCGCUGCAGGUAUCGCUGCCUCCGCAGUGGUCUCUGCUGGGAAGGAGAAGGAGUUCACCACGACUAUGACCUUCAGUGGACCAAGCACAACUUUCGUGACUACCUCCACCCAUUUGACUCACAAGUACGGUAAGUUUAACAAGACCAAGAAGUCUCACGAACCAAAGCCAUCAGGGACUCGCAAGUACGGUAAAUUCAACAAGACUAAGAAGUCCCAUGCUCCAAAACCAUCUGGGACUCACAGAUACGGGAGAUUCAACAAGACCAAGAAGUCCCAUGCUCCAAAACCAACGGAUACCCACAGAUACGGGAGAUUCAACAAGACCAAGAAGUCCCAUGCUCCAAAGCCAACCGAUACUCACAGAUACGGUAGAUUUAACAAGACCAAGAAAUCCCAUGAACCAAAGCCAUCUGGGACUCACAAGUACGGUAAAUUCAACAAGACUAAGCACCACUCUCAUACCCCAGACGUCAAGUUGGUUCAACCAAACGCUGCCUCUCCAGUCUCAAGAGUCGACUCCUUCAAACUGUACGGUUUGACUGCUGGGAGUGCCAUGGUUGCUGGUGCUUUGCUGUUGCUAUGA
This is a messenger RNA of Huiozyma naganishii CBS 8797, 603 nucleotides long. RefSeq lists its product as uncharacterized. Bases 1 to 603 code for a protein of 200 amino acids. The record is from RefSeq and is a predicted model, not a curated record. The transcript has a single exon. NCBI's taxonomy places the organism in Eukaryota, Fungi, Ascomycota, Saccharomycetes, Saccharomycetales, Saccharomycetaceae.